Molecule: messenger RNA, 891 nt
Organism: Saprolegnia parasitica CBS 223.65
Lineage: Eukaryota; Oomycota; Saprolegniomycetes; Saprolegniales; Saprolegniaceae
Exons: 1
Coding region: 25-855 (276 amino acids)
Source: RefSeq, a predicted model, not a curated record
GUCCGUCCUCGUCGCCCACAGUCCAUGAGCGCAAGCGUGGGGCUCGUCCUUGGCGGCGGCGUCUCGGUCCUCUUUGGCCGCGUCUUUUAUGCGCUCCGCGACGACGCCCUCGGUGGCGUCGACGUCGUGCGCGCGAGCCUUCCGUUUGACUCGCUGCCGCCUGUGCCAGCAACGCCAGGUACGACGGCGUACGUGCAGUUCACGGGCCGCCUCGCCCGCGUCAACCAGCCGCUCUACAAGAGCGCCCUCGCCCGGCGUGUCGAAGCCGGUGCUGCCGACGCCAUCCGCAUUCGGUCGGUGACGUACCAAGUGACCGAAGAGGUCGGCCGCGACGGCCUCGUCUUGCAGACCGAGCACCAAGUCGCAUCGUCCGAGGUCGGCGGCAACGUGGCUGUCGACGCGCACGAUGGCCGCCGCGUCGUGCUCAGCCACCCGUCGUACUUUAGCAUGCUCUACCGCAAGGGCGAAGACGCCUUCGCGCCGGCCAAGGACACCAACAUCUCGGUGCUCGGCGGGGACGAGCCGCGCCGCAAGACGCUUGGGUACCGCACCGCCGAGCGCACGAUUCCCAACAAUGACGUGGUGUCGGGCAUUGGUAUCGUCGAGAGUGCGCUCGUGUACGGCGAAACCGGUGCGCCGACGCUGGCGUGGACGCUGGCGCCGCCGGGGCACCGCCAUCUGCAAGGCCGCCCGAGCUUUGUCGUCUACGGCGGCCACGAGGGCCUCGUGCAACGCCAAGAACGGUCGGCCGAUGCCCUCGGCGCUGUCGGUGCGAUGUUUACCGUCGUGGGCCUGGCCAUGGUCAUGGGCGGCGGGUAUCUCUUUUGGUCGCAGCACGUGGGGUCCAAACAGUAGUCCAUAAUGUACGAAAACACCAUUCGAAGCAUGUAC